AUGGCGUCGUCGCACGGCCGAUCGUCGCUCAUGCGCCUGCUCGUGCUCUGCCUUCUCUUCGGCGCGUCUCUCGCGGCGACGCGGCGCUACCUCUCCGUCAGCAUGGACGAGCUGCUGAGCUCCAAGGCUCACCUCGACUGCUCUCCCUUGAAGAAGUCAGCUCCUUCGGUGCGGCCCGUCCCCGGGGUCCCAUUUCCAUUUCCACCAGCUCCGCGGGCACACCCGUACCCCGGGAUUCCCGUCGCUCCAGCUCCAUUGGUUGUUCCCGGAAUCCCGAUUUCAUCUCCUCCGGCCGUGACGAUCCCGGACAGCUCCGUGGCGUACCUCGGCACGCUGGACUUCGUAGUCACCGUCGGCUUCGGCAUGCCGGCCCGGGCGUACACGGUCGUGUUCGACACCGGCAGCGACGUGUCGUGGAUCCAGUGCCAGCCGUGCUCGGGCCACUGCUACAAGCAGCACGACCCCAUCUUCGACCCGACCAGAUCGUCCACCUACGGCGCCAUUCCCUGCCGCAGCCAGGAGUGCAGGGCCGCCGGCGGGAGCUGCGACGGCAACGGCACCUGCAUCUACGACGUCGAGUACGGCGACGGGUCGUCCACCUCCGGGGUUGAAAGUUAUCGGACGCUGUCCCUCACAUCCUCCAUCGCGCUCCACGGCUUCGUUUUCGGCUGCGGCGAGAAGAACCUCGGGUCGUUUGGCGACGUCGACGGGCUGAUCGGCCUCGGCCUCGGCAAGCUCUCCCUGUCCUCGCAGGCCGCCGCGAAGUUGGGCGCCACCUUUUCGUACUGCCUGCCGUCCCACAACGGCACGCAAGGGUACCUCACCAUCGGCACGACGCCGGUGUCCGACAAUGUCACGUACACGGCCAUGGUGCAGAAGCCGGACUACCCGUCCUUGUACUUCGUCGAGCUCGUCUCCAUCGACAUCGGCGGGUACGUCCUGCCGGUGCCGCCGGCGGUGUUCACGAGCGCGGGCACGCUCCUCGACUCCGGAACCACCCUCACCUACCUCCCGGAGGAGGCGUACGCCGCGCUCCGGGACUGGUUCAAGUUCACCAUGAAGCAGUACGAGCCGGCGCCGCCGCGGGGCGUCCUCGACACCUGCUACGACUUCACGGGGCACGGUGCUGUCUUCAUCCCGGCCGUGUCGUUCAAGUUCAGUGACGGUGCCGUGUUCGACCUCGACUUCUUUGGGAUCCUGAUUUUCGAUCCGGAUGACGCGAUGGUCGGGUGCCUCGCGUUCGCGGCGAGGCCGCAGGCGGUGGCGUUCAACAUCAUCGGCAACACGCAGCAGCGGUCGGCUGAGGUGAUCUACGACGUCGCGGCAGAGAAGAUCGGGUUCGUCCCGGGCAGUUGCUGAGGUGAUUGUCGAUGCUUGUUGGUUGGAGAAUAAGCGAGCAGCGACGCGUGUCGUCGGUUGUUC
Messenger RNA from Panicum virgatum (switchgrass), 1422 nucleotides. RefSeq names its product aspartyl protease family protein At5g10770-like. The coding region runs from base 1 to 1359 and encodes 452 amino acids. Gene Ontology annotation, molecular function: aspartic-type endopeptidase activity. Gene Ontology annotation, biological process: proteolysis. NCBI's taxonomy places the organism in Eukaryota, Viridiplantae, Streptophyta, Magnoliopsida, Poales, Poaceae. The transcript is spliced from 4 exons. The record is from RefSeq and is a predicted model, not a curated record.